AUGCACCUACAGCAGUGGCACUAUGUCGAGACAACAGCUUCAGGACAACCUAUUCUCCGUGAAAAUGAGAGGGAUGUUUACGUUGAGUACCCAGCUGGCUGCUACCAGGGGAAGGCCAAGAUAAUAGGGAAGCAAAAAGGGCGGAUCUACCUGACAUCGCAAAGGUUGAUAUAUAUAGACGAUGAAAAGCCUAUGACGAAUUCUGUAUCGUUAGAGAUUGAUGAUAUCGCCAAAGUCGAGUACUCAUCCAAGUUUCUUAGAAAAUCUGCGAGAUUAAUAAUUUAUCUUAAGGACAUCGCGGAUGAGAGUGGGCCUAGGGCAUAUAAUUAUGCAACAAAGCAGCCUCAAGUGCAGAGGUGGACAUGCCCGAUUUGCAUGGCUCUCAAUAAAACUACGAAAGAGAUAUCUGUGAAUAAUAUGCAUGAGUUCCCCUGUGAAAACUGCGGGGUAGUUCCAGAUUUUGAUAUGAUUGCAGACUCCAUCAAAUCAGACCAAACCGGAGCUUUUGGUGAAAACGAUGCAAGUUCUUCAAAAAAUGCUUGUUCUAUGUGCACCUUUCUGAAUCAGCCACUGUUGAGCAAUUGUGAAAUGUGCGGCACCAGGCUUCCCGAAAAAGACAGAGAACUUAGUGCUGGAGCUAGCCCUGACAAAAGAGUUCGAAUUGAACUCGACUCUAAAGACGGGUUGAUACCAGGAGAGCCAGUCUUUGUCCAAAUCAGCUUUCGCAUGUCUGACGGGGUGUUGCUGUUCCAAACAGUUUCCAAUCUACUCGAGAAUCAAGAAAGAACAAAAAUCCAAGACGUCUUCAACAAAGGCGCGACAUCUGUCAAUAAUGCUGACUUGCAACUCAAAAGCUUACAGAUACUCGAUACAGAUAGUGCCUUAAGCAAGGUAGGAAUCACAAGCUUGGAGAAAUCACAAGAAACAAAGCUUAUCAACAACGACAUAAUAUUGAACAAGGCAUUGUCAGACCUUAGCAGCUUGAUGGCUUUAGCUUCAGACAUCGAAAAGCUAUAUAACACAAUGGGAAGAAAGACAGACCAUAAUAGUCAUCCUCUCUUAACCGUUGACAGAGAGAAGUUCCUCACCAAGGAUCUAUUCAUAGACGAAAUCUCAAGAGAGCUCUACGGUUUCAUUAUGUCCGAGUUCCAAGAGCAAAAAGAAAAGGAAGGUGUCAUAUUAAUCACCCUUGUUGACAUAUAUGCAUUAUACAACAAAGCCAUGCGAAUAGGAUCUGGUCUUGUGUCACCCCAGGAGCUCAAAGAGGCCUGCGGAAGGUUCGAGAAAUUGGGUUUAAAUGAUUUGCAUCUCACAAGAAUUAACGGCCGUGUUCUAUGUGUGUCCUCAGGUGAUUCUUUCGGAUUCAUAAAACAAAAAAUACUAGACGUUGCGACGACUGACCCAGGAACCGAUUUACUGCAAUUGAGCCAACAACUGAAUGACAAUAACGGAAACUCUUGGACCAUGGGAAUUAUAAUGGAGGCACUGAACAAUUGCGUCAACGAAGGAAAAUUGCUGGUUGAUGAACAAAUCACAGGUAUCCACUACUAUGUCAACUUUGACUGGAUAAUAUAG
This is a messenger RNA of Lachancea thermotolerans CBS 6340, 1575 nucleotides long. RefSeq names its product ESCRT-II subunit protein VPS36 (gene VPS36). Gene Ontology annotation, molecular function: ubiquitin binding; phosphatidylinositol-3-phosphate binding. The transcript has a single exon. Gene Ontology annotation, cellular component: late endosome membrane; ESCRT II complex. Gene Ontology annotation, biological process: protein transport to vacuole involved in ubiquitin-dependent protein catabolic process via the multivesicular body sorting pathway. Bases 1 to 1575 code for a protein of 524 amino acids. NCBI's taxonomy places the organism in Eukaryota, Fungi, Ascomycota, Saccharomycetes, Saccharomycetales, Saccharomycetaceae. The record is from RefSeq and is a predicted model, not a curated record.